This is a messenger RNA of Strongyloides ratti, 1689 nucleotides long. RefSeq names its product Innexin family-containing protein. Gene Ontology annotation, cellular component: plasma membrane; gap junction. NCBI's taxonomy places the organism in Eukaryota, Metazoa, Nematoda, Chromadorea, Rhabditida, Strongyloididae. Gene Ontology annotation, molecular function: gap junction channel activity. The record is from RefSeq and is a predicted model, not a curated record. The transcript has 4 exons. The coding region runs from base 1 to 1689 and encodes 562 amino acids.
AUGGUUCUUACAACUGUCCUUUCUAUGAUAAGAUAUGUCAGUGAAAUUGAUGAUAGAGAUUUUGUUGAUCGUCUUCAUGGAUUUUUUACAACAAAUAUUCUUAUUGGUUUGGCAGUUUUAGUUAGUUUUAAGCAAUUUGGUGGUAAACCUAUAGAAUGUUUGGUUCCUGAUAUAUUUACAUCAUCAUGGGAACAGUAUGCUGAAAAUUAUUGUUGGUCACAGGAUAAUUAUUAUGUUCCGUUAAAAGAAAGUGCAGCUGGUAUGGAAGAAUCAGAAAAAAAAGCAAGAAAAAUUAGUUAUUAUCAAUGGGUGCCUUUUUUUUUAUUAAUAUCAGCUGUAUUCUUUAGAUUACCAUCAUUAUUAUGGAAGUAUUUAGCUGGACAGUCUGGUAUUAAAAUUAAUGAAUUAGUUAAAAUGGCUUGUGAUGACAAUAAUAUUAAACCAGAUAUAAAAAAAGCUAAUAUUAAAAGUUUAGUCAUCCAUUUACAAGGAGCACUAAAAUUUCAUAAAAGAGUAAAGAAAAAACAAAUAAAACAAUUUAAAGUACUUUUUUUAUGCAAUCUUCCUUACUCUUCAGCAUAUGUUACAUUAAUGUAUGUAUUUUCAAAAUUUUUAUAUUUAGCUAAUGUAACAUUACAACUAUUUUUAAUGAAUUCAUUUCUUGAAACUGAUAGAUAUAAAUAUUAUGGUUUAGAAGCAGUUUUAGAUUUAAUUAAAGGAAAAACAUGGGAUCAAACAGGAAUGUUUCCAAGAGUAUCUUUGUGUGAUUUUGAUGUACGAGUUAUGGGAAAUAUUCAAGAACAUACUAUUCAAUGUGUCUUAGUUAUUAAUAUAUUUAAUGAAAAAAUUUUUAUUUUUCUUUGGUUUUGGUAUCUUACUCUUUUAAUCUUUACUUUAGGAUCAUUUUUAUAUUGGGUAUUUAUUAAUUUUUUUCCAUCAACAUCAAAAAGAUUUAUUGCAAGACACCUAGAAAUGAGUGAAUUAAUGUUUGAUCCAAAAGAAAAUGAUAAAGAUUUAGAUAAAUUUGUUUAUGGUUACUUAAAAUAUGAUGGUGUUUUUGUUAUUAGACAAUUAACAAUGCAUUCUGGAAUUAUUUUUGGUACAGAGGUUGUUGCUAAUUUAUGGAAAUCUUAUUAUAAUUUAGAACGAGAACUUAAAAGAAGUAAUAGUUAUAAUAAUUGUGUAACAACAAGUAACUCACCACAAAACAAUAAUAAUGAUCAAGACAAUGAUAGUAAUGAAAUGAUAUUAAGAAAUAGAAAAGAUAUUCCUUUAAAUAUAAAUUUUUUAAAAAAUCAACCAUUAAAUGUUCCAUUAAAACAAUCUUUAACUGAUGAGAAAGAUUGUCUUAUACCACCACCAUUACCACCAUCUGAUGUAAUCAAUGCAUUAAAAAAAGCUACAGGUUUAAGGAAUCCUAGUUUAGGAUCUCAGGAAACAACAUCACCAAUGUGUGAAAGAUAUUUAACAGAAGAAGACAAAAUGUUAAAUCAUAAGAAAGUUCAUUUUCUUGAGACACCAAAACGGACUAGAAUUAAUGGUUCAGAAUCACCACCUUCAACAUAUUAUUCAUUUGCCUUAGAUGAUAACUCAACUUCAUUUAGUAAUGUACCUCCAGAAGUUAAAAAAACAGAUCCACCAUUACAAAAUUUGAGUAACGUAAAAAUUCAAAUAUUAAAUAAUAUUUAA